GCGAAAUUAAAACAAACCCAAAUAUUUAUCUACGUUGAAUGAUAGAAAUUUUUAUAAUUUCAAACUAACCUCGAAUUAAUCUUUGUGUAGCUGUAUAUAGCCAAAAAAAAAUAUUUUUUUAAUAAUUGACAAUGCACAAUGGCGUGGCUGUCAGAUCUUGCUGGUAAAGCUGAAAAUUUAUUGAAUAAAAUAGAUAAAAAUACAGCUGCUGUUUUGAGUAAAGAUAAAAAUGAUAUAAUUUUACAUGAUGAGUUGACAGAUAUUACUUGGGGUGAUAAUUCACCUAAUGGACAAUCGCAAAUUACAAACACGUUAAAAAAAUUUAUUAAUAAAGAGGAUGAAUUGCAGUCUUGUUCAAACUCACCAGUGAAUUCCCCGACAAAACAAUUAAUCAGUAAUUCAAUACUCAAUGCACCGUCGACACCUUCAUCUUUGUCGGUCGAACAUUCUGUUGACAACAAAGAUUUCAUGUCGGAAUAUUCUGCUCAUAGCAGUAGAUCAUCACCUGAAUUUCCCCAUACAUUAGUCGUCGAUGUACCAGAUGUUGAUUACUUUCCCAAGUCUGAAAAUUAUCCGCCAGAUAUUUACACCAAAUUCAGUCCCGAUCUAAUAGAGGCGGAUGAUUUACAAAAUGGAUUGACGGAGAAUAAUGUGAUAGAAAAUAAACUGGAGACCAUGAAACAAUUUGAUGAUUUUACAAAUGAAAAUAAUAAAAUGACUCCAGAAUUUAUUAAAAAAAAUUAUGAAGAGGAAAAUAAAUUACUAUUGCAACAGAAUAAUAAUAAUAAAAAGGAGAUUGAAGUGUUGAAAGAAAAAUUACAAUUGCAAGAAACAGAAGUGACUCAGUACGUAAGAGAAAUUUCAAAUUUACAAUCAGUACUGGAAAGAAAUCGUUUAGAUUUACAGUCAACUAGGGAAGAAUUGGAACGAUACCGAGCGAGGGCAUUAAAAACAUUACAAGAAAAAGAUAAAUUAAUUGCUGAACUUAAGUAUUCUAACUCUCCUGUUAUUGCCGAUAGUUCAGAUACGGAGUUAAAUCAAUUGAACCAAGAGUGUGAUUCUCUCCGACAAGAAAAUCAACAACUAUGUCGACAAUUGAAAGUUGCUCAAGAAGAAUUAAUUAAUGCUGAUUUAAAAAUUGAAGAAAUUAAUAAAAAAAUUAUAGCGACAAAUAGAGAAACGUAUGAAAUUAUUUCAAGUGAAAAAAAGAAGCGUGUCGAAGCCGAAGAAGAUACACGAAUGCAUUUAGAAGAAACUAGAGCGCUCAAACAUGAACUAUCGUCUCAACGUGAGAGCUGGUCGAUUAAAUUACAAAAACAAGAAAUUGAAAUUUCACGAUUAAAAUCACAAUUAUCAGCAAUAUCAACACCAUCAAGUGCAAUUGAGUCACGAUUGUCAGCGUUGACUCAAACAUUAGUAUCAAAACAAAAUGAACUUGAAGCUUUGACUUCAGACAGAAACGCAUUACGGUUGCAGUUAGAAAAAAGAGAUCAUGAAUAUCGAAGGCUCGUAGGGAGUUCAAGAAAAUUUAAUUUUACUAAUGAUACUGAUGAUGCUAAAUCCCAAGUGCCAACAUUUUUAAUCGAAUCACCAUUCGACACGGGAGUUACUCGCAGAGUUAAAAGAGCUUAUUCUACAUUAGAUACAAUAAGUAUCAGGAUCGGGGUUUUCUUAAGACGAUAUCCUUUGGCACGCAUAUUUGUUAUUAUUUAUAUUACUUUUCUCCAAUUUUGGGUGCUAGUGGUGCUAUUUUUUCAAUCGCAUUCAUUGAUGUAAAAAUGUACAAAAUAUUGCCUGUAAAUAAAAAUUGCGAUUAUUUUUAAUUAAAUAAAUUAUUU
This is a messenger RNA of Microplitis demolitor, 1838 nucleotides long. It is a transcript of the gene Golgin84, whose product is annotated as golgin-84. Gene Ontology annotation, cellular component: Golgi membrane; Golgi cisterna. The record is from RefSeq and is a predicted model, not a curated record. The coding region runs from base 139 to 1776 and encodes 545 amino acids. Gene Ontology annotation, biological process: retrograde transport, vesicle recycling within Golgi; Golgi organization. The transcript is spliced from 6 exons. NCBI's taxonomy places the organism in Eukaryota, Metazoa, Arthropoda, Insecta, Hymenoptera, Braconidae.